Anoplopoma fimbria (sablefish) is the source of this 3389-nucleotide messenger RNA. RefSeq names its product WD repeat domain 24 (gene wdr24). The coding region runs from base 475 to 2844 and encodes 789 amino acids. Gene Ontology annotation, molecular function: protein binding. Lineage: Eukaryota; Metazoa; Chordata; Actinopteri; Perciformes; Anoplopomatidae. Gene Ontology annotation, biological process: positive regulation of TOR signaling. The record is from RefSeq and is a predicted model, not a curated record. The transcript has 11 exons.
ACUUGUACAACUUAUGUCGUGCGCGUUUCGUCUUUGCAAAAGUACUCGGUGGCUAGGUUAGCCAGCUAGCAUUAGCAUCACAUUCCAGGCAUGUAUGUGGUGCAAGUACACUGUAGAGCGAGUUUAACUAUUGAAUAGUAAUUAAAGUGAAGGAGCUAACAGAUAUACGUGACGUUAUCUCAAAUCACACCCUGUUUUGGAGGAAAGGGAACUCAAACCUACGCAUUAAAUCAAGGGUGUAACAUCAGGUUACUAGUGAAGAUGAAUGUUUUCAUGCACAUGUCACUGGAGUGAGAAAGCUCUCGCCCUCUUGGGAUUGCUCGUUCUGUUUUCCACUGCAUCAUCAUAUCUUGACGUGAGCACAACGCAGCUAUUAAUCAAUCACCAGCACGAGUAAUUUGGCUCUCAUGGGAGCACAUGAAGACUCUGUGCUGCUGCAGACAUUGACAAGCCCGGCUGUUCUUCCACAAGAACAUGGAGAAGAUGUCACGUGUUACCACAGCCCACAGCAGCAGUGCCAUCAGUGGCCGGACUAUGUUCUGCCACUUGGACGCUCCUGCCAACGCCAUCAGCGUGUGCCGGGACGCCACGCAGGUGGUGGUAGCGGGCCGCAACAUCUUCAAGAUCUACGCUCUGGAGGAAGACCAGUUUGUGGAGAAGCUGAAUCUACGAGUCGGCCGCAAACCAUCUCUCAACUUUAGCUGUGCGGAUGUCAUGUGGCACCAGAUGGAGGAGAACCUGCUUGCUACUGCUGCCACCAAUGGGGCAGUGGUCACCUGGAACCUGGGGAAACCCUCUCGUAACAAGCAGGACCAGCUCUUUACUGAGCACAAACGCACUGUCAACAAGGUGUGCUUCCAUCCCACAGAGGUUUACAUGCUGCUAAGUGGCUCACAGGACGGCUUCAUGAAGUGCUUUGACCUGCGCAAGAAGGAGUCGGUCAGCACUUUCUCAGGUCAGUCAGAGAGUGUAAGGGAUGUCCAGUUCAGCAUGAAGGAUUAUUUCACAUUUGCUGCAACCUUUGAGAAUGGCAACGUCCAGGUUUGGGACAUCAGGCGACCAGACCGCUAUGAGCGAAUGUUCACCGCCCAUACUGGCCCUGUGUUCUGCUGCGACUGGCACCCUGAUGACAGGGGAUGGCUGGCGACAGGGGGCAGGGACAAGAUGGUGAAAGUGUGGGACAUGACCACAACCCGGGCAAAGGAGAUCUAUUGUGUCCAGACAAUCGCCUCAGUGGCGCGGGUUAAGUGGCGGCCUGAAAAGAAGUUUCAUUUAGCCACCUGUUCCAUGAUGGUUGAUCACAACAUCUACGUCUGGGAUGUCCGCAGACCUUUCAUUCCCUUCGCCACAUUUGAGGAACACAAGGAUGUAACAACUGGUAUUGUGUGGCGCCACCAGCAUGACCCUCAUUUCCUGCUCUCUGGCUCUAAGGACAGCACACUCUACCAACACAUGUUCAAGGACGCCACUCGUCCCGUGGACAAGGCAAACCCCGAGGGUCUGUGCUUUGGACUGUUCGGUGACUUGGCCUUUGCAGCCAAGGAGAGUCUGAUUAGCAGCGACGCCAAUAGAAAGCCUUACCCUGGAGGCGACCGACGCUACCCCAUCUUUUUCUUCAAGAAGCCCGACCCGACAGAGCAGUUUGCCCACGUGUCCAGCGCCCUUAGUGUCUUUGAGACAGACUUGGACAGUAACCGCAUGGACUGGUUUGUCAAGACUGCACAACUCUACCUCCUCUGUGGGAAGCCCUUUGCUGAGCUGUGUGAUCACAAUGCCAAGGUGGCCCGGGAGCUCAAAAGACCUCAGGUUUCCACAACAUGGACCAUGUUGAGAAUUAUGUUCUCAGAUCCAGCAAACCCCACAACUCCCGGUCUAAGCCACAACCUCAGUAAACUUGGCACCUUGCCUUUAAUGAACAGUUUCAACAUGAAGGAAAUGAGCUCAGGGAUGGGCACAGAGAGCAGACUGGAGCGCAGUAAAGGUGAGAGCAGGCAGGACAACAUUCACCUGGAGCCGGGGAACCUGCACAUCAGCAAUAAUAAUGAAGAAAACGAGGAGACGGAGGGCAGCGAGGGCCAGGCUGAGUAUAUGUUCGGGGAUGCUGAGUUAGAUGACGACGACCUCUACUCUAUGGAGCACGACAACCAAACAGAAGAGCAGGAGUGCACGCUACCCCAGGAGGCCUUCCAACUGCGCCAUGAGAUCAUGGAUAACCCGUCUGCUCCAGAGCACCUUCAACAGGACAAGGCCGACUCCCCGCACGUCAGCGGCAACGAGGCAGAGGUCACUUGUCUGACACCCAUCGAGUCCUUCUCCCUUAUCUCCAUUUCACAACCCCUGUUUAGCCCACAUUUACCCUCCAGCUUCUUCUGUCCAAUUGUGCGGGAGAUGCUGAGCUACUACGCCGAGCAGGGCGAUGUGCAGAUGGCCGUGUCCGUGCUUAUCGUCUUGGGGGACAGGAUCCGCAAAGAGAUUGAUGACCUCACACAGGAGCACUGGUACAUGUCCUACAUAGACCUGCUACAGCGAUUUGAGUUGUGGAACGUGUCUAAUGAGGUCAUCAAACUGAGUACGUGCAGCGCCAUCACCUGCCUGAACCAGGCGUCUACAACACUUCACAUCAACUGCAGCAACUGUAAGCGGCCAAUGAGCAACAGGGGCUGGAUUUGUGACAGGUGCCACCAGUGUGCCAGUGUAUGUGCAGUGUGCCACCAUGUGGUUAAGGGACUGUUUGUGUGGUGUCAGGGCUGCAGCCACGGUGGACAUCUGGAGCACAUCAUGAACUGGCUCAAGAGCAGCGCCCACUGUCCCGCCGGCUGCGGCCACCUGUGCGAGUACACCUGAGCCCAUCAGGACCACUGUUCACACAGCCGGUGCUCUAUGGGAUCGGGGAUCAGUCCUCACACCGGCCUGGAGUCGCGUGCGUGCGUGCGUGCGUGCGUGCGUGCGUGCGUGCGUGCGUGCGUGCGUGCGUGCGUGCGUGCGUACGUGAAGUGAGUUUAGUCAAAGGUCUGAUCGACUGAGUCUAAAGGAGGAAGAUCUUUGUAUGCGCUCUCCUGGACAGCCAUUCAAGAGCAAACACAUUCAUAUUUGAAUUGAUGAUUAUGAGCCAAUGGUGGAUUUGCAUAUAAGAAGAUGUUACAACAGAUAUUCACAGAAUAUAACAAUUUAUUUGUUAAUUCACACUUGCUGCAUCUUACAUUGUUUUUAAACCUGUCAGUAAAAUCCUGAAGGCUGUACAGAAAGAAUUGUCUGUUCAUCCUAAGUGGAUUGUUUAUGUUUGUACAUAAUGGUAUAUCUUAUUUUGAAGGACUGUAGAUAAUGUUGAAUUAAUUUAUAUGACAAAUAGCUCUAUUCAGACAAUACAUUAAAGCAAUACACUUGAAGUA